AUGUUACGAGUGCAGCCAUCUGAACAGUCUCGCAAUUUAUGGUCUAAGGUAAAGCAGCGUUCUAAGGGAAUUUCUAGCGGCAUUACGUCGGGAAUCGCAUCUGGGAUUUCCAACUUGUCGCUUCAUCAAGAGUCUGACGGUGAUAAAGAGACCGAUACGCUGGUACACAAAGCUCUGGUUAACUACUACAUUACAAGAGAUCUUCCGUUUCCUGACUGGCUUGGUGCCGAGGACCAUAAGCAUCCCAAGGGUUCAAAUGUGUUUACCAAAGCAUCGUCCACUAUUACCUCAAGAAUACUCCCAAACCAAUCACCAUCAUCAUCAAAAUCUAGACACUCAUUGACAGGAAUUUACCAAAGCGCAGAGCAGAACACCCCAUCAUCUGCAGUGAAAACCAAGCUUCUAAUCAGGCAAAAUACAAACACUCGAGUAAACGACCGUCUCAAGAGCAGAGAAAAUGCUAUAUCGACGGAGGAACACACGGAAGUUCAGCGGACCGUCAUCCAUCAUAAUAUCAACCCACCUAAUACCACUGUUUCUUCAACAUCGUCAAGACGAACUGUGUGGCGCAGAAACUGA
Messenger RNA from Komagataella phaffii GS115, 579 nucleotides. RefSeq lists its product as hypothetical. NCBI's taxonomy places the organism in Eukaryota, Fungi, Ascomycota, Pichiomycetes, Pichiales, Pichiaceae. Bases 1 to 579 code for a protein of 192 amino acids. The transcript has a single exon. The record is from RefSeq and is a predicted model, not a curated record.